This is a messenger RNA of Microthlaspi erraticum, 318 nucleotides long. NCBI's taxonomy places the organism in Eukaryota, Viridiplantae, Streptophyta, Magnoliopsida, Brassicales, Brassicaceae. The record is from the annotation of a GenBank genome assembly.
AUGAAAAUGUCUUUAAGAAUCAACUCCAUCUUACUUCCAACCUUUGACGAGUAUGGAGCUGAAGAGGAGACUAAUGGUGCACCUAAUCUCUUUCACAAGAUAAGAAUCUUUACACCAAAAGAUUCGGAGCUUAAAGGUGACCAAUCCAUUGAAGAAAAGCUUGAGAGAACUAUGAAGCUUUUCCCCAAGGCAUUGGUUUUCAAGGAUGAUGUGAUAGAUGAUCAUGGCGUGCCAAAACCACUACAAGAAGCCACUGAACCGGAGAAUGGAGAAGCUAAAGGGAUCCUUUGCCCUUCAGCCACUCUUCACCACGAUUGA